This is a messenger RNA of Purpureocillium lilacinum, 2076 nucleotides long. RefSeq lists its product as uncharacterized. NCBI's taxonomy places the organism in Eukaryota, Fungi, Ascomycota, Sordariomycetes, Hypocreales, Ophiocordycipitaceae. The record is from RefSeq and is a predicted model, not a curated record.
AUGGCCUCGACAGAGCAGCUCUUCCUCGCCCUCCUGAGGAGCGACACCAUCCAGUCCUCUCUCGCCAACCACCUCUCCACCACGGACCUCUGCGCCCUGCGCGUCUCCUCCUCCGCCUGCUGCAACCUCCUCACCAAGCGGCUCUUCACCCGCCUGCACCUCACCUUCACCUCCUCGUCCUUCACCCGCCCCUGUCGCCUCGACGCCCUGUCCCGCGUCGGCCACCACGUCGAGCACCUAAUCUUCUACAUGCCGCACUCGGACGCCACCUUCCUGCCGCCGCUCGUGCAUCCGGCCACGGGCCAGGAGAUAUGCUUCCUCUACUCGCCGCACACGAGCAUGGGGUCCGCCCUCGCCAGGCCCAAGUACGCCAACACGGAGCUGGCCGAGAUCCUCACCCAGCAGUACCCGCCGCUGUUCCACGCCGCCACCAACGUCCCCAGCUUCAUCAACGCCGUGGGCAUGGUGCCCAACCUGCGGCACCUGACGAUCCGCUGCCCCGGCCAGGACCCCGCGGAGCGCUACCGCCGCGACGUCGUCGACUACGCCCUCAUCAGCCUGCGCAUCGCCGUCGAGCGCUCCCCGCUGGCCAAGCUCGCCAAGCUGUCCCUCUCGUCGGUCCACCCCGCGGCCUUCAACUACCUGCGCCACGUCUCGGGCGUCGGCUGCGUGCCCUCGGCCGCCCGCCGCUGGCGGCAGAUCAAGAAGCUGCACGUCUCGGUCGAGGCGUGGGACUUUUACGCCCCCUCCUCCCCGGGGCUGGACCACCUCAAGAUCAUCGACGACUACGUGCGCUUCUUCGCGCCCCGGCUGGAAAAGUUCGCCUUCUCCUGGGUCGGCGCCGUGCCUGGGCCCUGCCCCGUCGCCCUGUCUGGCGAUCCCCUAUUUGCGCCGCCGCGCGCCUCCAAGAAACUCUUCCACGAGGUCACGUCGCCCAUGUCGCCGUUGCCCACGCGGCCCCCGCGCGCGCCCAUCCACUUCCCCGUCCUGCGGUAUCUGCAGGUCCGCAACGCGCGCGUCAACGCCCCGCAGCUGAGCGCCCUCAUCAACGCGCACACGGCCACCGUCCGCGAGUUUGACUUUGAGAACGUGGUGCUCGCGCGCAAGGACAGCUGGGACGAGGCCCUCGCGCCCGUCAUGGGCGACGACUCGUGGGCUAGGAGCAGCACCGCCAGACCGCCGCCGUAUGGUGGCCUCUCUGCUGAGACCAGCGUCGUCUCGGAUGACGGCGACGAGGAGCUCCCGAGCCCGAGCGCGGCGGUGGCGGCCGCGAGCAGGGAGCUAUUGGACGUGGAGCUCGGCGGCUUUGGUCUUCCUGAAGAAGAGGAGGAAGAGCAGGAGACAGCAGAGGCAGGACACCGUUCUGAGCAGCUGUCCGUGGCGCAAGACGAAGACACAAUGAGCUUCACUACCAAGCUCAAGAAGAAGCGCUCCCGCCGCCGCCGCAGAAAGCCUCACCACUCACACAAGGAGAGCGAGGAACCAACUCCCGAGCGGCGCCCUUCCACAUCUUCAUCAUCCUCAUCCUCCCCGUCAUCAACGCCGUCCCGCCGUCGCAGGCCCUCACUCCCCAAGCUCAAGUCCUCACUGGAGUCGAUCCAACAAAGCAUCCGCCGCUGCUCCACCCCACCCCCUCCGCCCUCCCCCCGAGAAUCAACUAUAUCAGCGCCCAUCCUCGCCGCCGACCCCCGGCCCGUGCUCCUUCAACCGCGGGUCUACGACCCCAGCUCGCCCGCCGCCGCCUCCGCACCCGACGACGGCAUCACGAGCGUCCAGCGCGACAUCGAAAAGGAGGAGGCCCACCGGCUUCUCGCCGAGGAUCCCUCCGCGCGGGCCAGCGCGCUCCAGCGCGCCAAGGAGGCUGUCCUGGCCAAGCUCAGCCGCGAGUUCUGCGCCUCAGCUACCGCCUCUCACAAACAGAAAGGCAGCCGGCCCGGCGGUGCAGGGGAUGCGGUCGCGGCGUGUCGACUCCUAGCGGGCAGGGAGCUCGGCUGGUGCGGUAGCGAGGUGCUUGAGGAUAGGAGAGCGUGCGAGAGUCGGAGCGCGCUGGUGCCGCUCAUGUUUAGCAGGUCCUGA